Molecule: messenger RNA, 2192 nt
Organism: Vicugna pacos (alpaca)
Lineage: Eukaryota; Metazoa; Chordata; Mammalia; Artiodactyla; Camelidae
Source: RefSeq, a predicted model, not a curated record
UGGUGGGUCCCGAGCAGAAACAGAGCCGCGGAGAAAGGGCCCAGGAUACAGCUUUCCAUCGCUUCCUGCAGGGCUCAGACUCGCCGUGUGGUGCGGCUUUAUUGCCUUGGCCUCAGGCAGGUGGCGGCUGCGCCUCUGGGUUUUUCUGAGGCGGGUAAAGUGACACCGAGUCGCUCGAAACCUCUGAGGACAGUGCCGAGAGGGAUGCACGUCUCUGGACGAGAAUUUUCCUUCCCAGGGUGGGAGUUGGAAUCCCCACGGAUGACUGGGGACCUAAGAGGCCGGAGAAAGACCGCCGACAGGCGCUUCCCGAAGUCCCGUCCCGGGUUCAGCGCCGGAUGAGAGAGCCCUUGGCCCGCGCUCCAUCUCGCUACCUCGGCCGAGAUUUCGGGAUGCGACUCCGAAUGUGGAAAUCUCUUGUUUAAAAUAAUAGUUCUCUCCUGCCUUCUAAGAAAAUCAUGUAAAAGGACCGUGAUUUCUGGAAAGUUUAAAAAACAAACAAUCGUUCACCUCCAGUGUUGUUUCAGGUUUGGGAAAGGUGGGAAUAUCUCCAGCCUUGUUUUGAUCUCAGCUGGAAUUCCUUAAGCUCUAAGAUUUCGUCUCUUCAGGCAGAAAAAUGGCACCAAAACCGAAUGUGGUGACAAGGGUGGCCAACUUGCCCUUGGUGAGCUCCGCUUAUGACCUUGUCUCCACGGCUUACGUCAGUACAAAGGAUCAGUAUCCCUGCUUGAAGUCUGUGUGUGAGAUGGCAGAGAAGGGCGUGAAGACCAUCACCUCGGUGGCUAUGACGAGUGCUCUGCCUAUCAUCCAAAAGCUGGAGCCACAACUUGCUGUUGCCAAUACCUAUGCCUGCAAGGGGCUGGACAGGAUUGAGGAGAAACUGCCUAUUCUGAAUCAGCCAACAAAACAGGUUGUUGCCAGUGCCAAAGGUGCUAUGACUGGGGCGAAAGAUGCUGUGACGACUUCUGUGUCCGGGGCCAAGGAUUCCUUGGCCAGCACGAUCACUGGGGUGGUGGACAAGACCAAAGGAGCAGUGACAGGCAGUGUGGAGAAAACCAAGUCUGUGGUCAAUGACAGUAUCAACACAGUCCUGGGAAGUCGGGUGAUGCAGCUGGUGAACAGUGGAGUAGAAAAUGCGCUCACCAAAUCAGAGCUCCUGGUAGACCAGUACCUCCCUCUCACCCAGGAAGAACUAGAAAAAGAAGCCAAAAAAGUGGAAGGAUUUGAUAUGGUUCAGAAACCAAGUUAUUAUAUUAGACUGGGAUACCUGUCUACCAAACUCCGCUCUCGGGCCUACCAGCAGGCCCUCAGCAGGGUUAAAGAAGCUAAGCAAAAAAGCCAAGAGGUCAUUUCCCAGCUCCAUUCCACUGUCAACCUGAUUGAAUUUGCCAGGAAGAAUGUGCAUAGUGCCAACCAGAAAAUUCAGGAUGCUCAGGAUAAGCUCUUCCUCUCCUGGGUGGAGUGGAAGAGAAGCACUGGCUAUGAUGAUGCAGACGAAUCCCACUGUGCUGAGGACAUAGAGUCACGUACUCUCGCUAUUGCCCGCAACCUGACUCAGCAGCUCCAGACCACGUCCCACAUGCUCCUGUCCCACCUCCGAGGGUUACCACAGAACAUCCAAGACCAGGCCAACCACUUGGCGGUGAUGGCUGGCAACCUCUACUCAGUGUUUCACAAUGCUGCCUCCUUUAAGGAAGUGUCUGAAAGCCUCCUCGCUUCCAGCAAAGAACAGCUGCAGAAAAUGAAGGCGUCCUUAGAUGAUGUGAUGGAUUAUCUUGUUAACAACACGCCCCUCAACUGGCUGGUACUUGAUUUCACUGUCAUAGACUUGACAUUUGAGAAUGAUGAAAUUCCAGAUGUUAUACCUUUGGAAGAGGAAGAUGGACCAGAUCAUUCACAUGCCAAUGGCUCUGAGCCCGCUCAGGGCAAAAUGUUGAAAAACUAACAAGAAAAAUCUUUUGCUGAACACACAGUUUGUGUCACUUUAAGCCUCAUUUUUGCCCAUGUGCUUAUUCCUGUGGCUUAGGGAUUAAUCUAUUUUUUGGCUACUUGGUCUUAACUGUAAUGAAACACUGAUGGAUCCAAACUUUUGUAAGAGAUUCUAGUUCUGCACCAUAUAUUAUUUUAUACAAUUCUUCAAAGUUUAAUCAUUGAAAUGCCUAUAAUAAAAAAAUGGGCUGUAUAAUCUUGAA